UACUGUCAGAUGUGUCAGUGUCAGAUGAAGUCAGGAUUUUUAAUUGUCAAAACAAAAUAUUAACAAUUGUUAAAUGUAAGAAUUAUAACGUAAAUAAGCCUGUAAGUAUAUUAUUAGCAGUAAACUUUUCUCCAUUAUAUUUUCACUUUUCUUAGGUUUCUUCAAAAUUCCAUGGUUGUCGCAAAUUUCGGAGUAAUAAGAAAGAAAUUCUAAAAUAUGAAGUCGUCAAGGAUGGAAAGAUUUCUGCCAAACGAGUGCUACAUUUGUAAAUCGAGGGACAAUUUAAAAAGAUGUGAAUGCAACAUGAUUUCUUAUUGUUCUGAGGAUCAUAGAUUACAACAUUUAUUAGUUCACGAAAGUUUUUGCAAAGUAAUUAAGGAAUUAUUAAAAGAGAAAAAAGUGUCACAUAUUUAUGAAGAGCUCAUAGAUAUAUAUGGGGACCCUUGGGGAACGAAAGAAAAUGAAAUUUAUCGAGAAAUAAAAAAGAAAUUGGAAAGAAAUUUGAGUCCAUUAGAAAAUUUUAUGUUUGAUCGUCCGCGAAACUGUUUCGUUUGUUCUAAUACACAAGAUGAAGAUUUAAUCAAUUGUCCCCAUUGUCCAGUGGCAAGUUUUUGUAAAAAGCAUCCUCGAGAUGAACUUCACAGUAAGAAUUGCAAAGUGAUGAAUCAAUAUUUAAAUAUUCUGAACACAGCAGAGGAAUUAAAUAUCGACUUGGAAUUUCUCUCUCCUACUUUUCCGUGUAUUACAGAAGAAAAAGUAAAUCAAACUGAUAUAGACGAACUUACACUUACAUAUCGAGUAGAAGACAUGAAUGAAACAUGUUUACAAUUGAGAUUAUUAAAAUUGGAACUCAUUAGCUUUAUGGACGUGGCUUCAAAAAUUAAUAACGCUUUUCAAAAAAUACACAACACAAUUUCAGAAGGAUUGUUAAUUCACAUCGAUGCCUUUUCCUAUGAACAUGCAAUUACAAAAAAGAAUUAUUGGGAAUUUCUCUUGCAUCUCAAUCCGCAGAUAAAAAUGUUAAAAAUUGUCAUCACUGCAACUAAAAAUUUGGGCAAUUUGGAGACGUUUCUUUGUCAAAAUUGUCAUUCAGAGGGAAAGAAUUUGAACCUAGAAAUCUUGUCAAAAUCUUACGACGAUUACAUGCUGGAUGAAAAUUAUCAAAAACCGGACAUUCUGUUUUAUGUUCAAAUUAAUGAUGAAUGUAAUUCCGAAAGAUUAAACAAGUGGAGCGAAUUUAAUUGUCCCAUCAUUUUGCGAUUUGAUUCAAAACUAAAUUUUUUUAAAGUACAUCAUUUUCUCUCCCUUUUAAAAGCAAAAUUUCGAUUUAUUUUCGCAGGAAAAAUAAAAGCAGCAUUCGGCAUAUUAUCCUCAAUUGAAAAUGAAGACUAUUUUAUAAUUUUGCAAUCAAUGGAAAACAAAGUACAUGAAAACUGUUGUGAUAAAAUUACAGCUACAAUAACUCAUCAAUGUGGUGAAAAUAGUAGUGCAAAUGGUAUAGAAGAUGCUUCAAAGGUUACUCCACCAGAUUUAAUAUACACUUCUGACAAUAACGAGAAUUCAAAAUUGGAAUCAAACGAAAAUCAAUCUACUUCUACUUCUUACACCGAUUCAAACAUGAUUGUAAUUGAAAAGGAAAAUAUAAAUACAAACGAAAGCGAAGAAGAGAAAACUUGCAAUAACGAAAAAAUGGAAGUUAAAGAAUCGAAUAAGGAAGAAAAAUCCGUAGAUCGUGUGGCACUUUCUCCAUCGUCAUCGAAACGUUCGUUUGCAUCUAUUUCCGAACCAGGAGAAGAGGAGGAAGGAGAGAAGAAUAAAAAAGCCAAAACUGAAAGUUGUAAAAACAUUUCAAAGUCUAUCGAUAAGGAAAAUUUUGAUCCAAAUGGCGAAGAAGGAAAAAAUACGAAAGAGAAUAAGAAGGAAAAGAAGAAUAUAGAAAAGAGAAAUGAAAAAGAAGACAAACAUAAAAAAUUUCUUGUCGACUCAGAAAGUUUCGAAAGCAAUGAGACGGUUUCGUACCUUAAAAACGAAAAUGAAGGUUUACGACAAACAUUAAAUUUGGCACUCAAAGAAACAACAAAACUAAAAACAAAAUUUGAUCAGGUUUGUUUUGAAUUAAACAAAAAGGAAAAGGUAAUAAAGAAUUUAUUACGCGUUAUCGUCAACUUUGAAGACACUGAUUCAAUGUGUGAAGAGAACAAAAUUUAAAUUCGUUACGGAAAAACUCGUCUAUUUUUUGUCUUUAAAAGAAAAUUUUUUAUUUUUAUUUUUUGAAUUUGAAAUUCAAAUGCUAAUUUCUUUUUUACUUUCUCUGCUUUUA
Messenger RNA from Leptopilina heterotoma, 2320 nucleotides. RefSeq lists its product as uncharacterized. Lineage: Eukaryota; Metazoa; Arthropoda; Insecta; Hymenoptera; Figitidae. Bases 217 to 2208 code for a protein of 663 amino acids. The transcript is spliced from 2 exons. The record is from RefSeq and is a predicted model, not a curated record.